CAGGUGUCAGAUUACAAGAGAUUGAGCUAACUUGCAGUGAAAUAUUUCAAUAUCACUUUGUGUGGGUAGUGUACUUUGCGGUGGACGGACAUUACAAACCGCGCCUUUUCAUACGCAAAAUGGACAUAAGACACCUCAGCUUCUUGUCACUGUUUUGGGGAGUUCAGUCAUCCUUCGCCGGCGUUUUGCUGCGACACAAGAGAAACUGGAUUAUAGACACGUUCACUAUUGAUGAGGCUUACACUGGUCCUUUCCCAUACAACGUUGGCAAAAUUGCAGCGGAAAACAACUACACCAACUUCGAAAUUCAUGGUCAAGGAGUUGACCUGGAACCCUUUGGAUUGUUGAGUAUCAACUCGUAUUCUGGAACUGUUACUGUUCAGGACCAUGUGGACUGUGAGAAGUUUGAAGGUUUAAAGGUAAAAUUUAAGGCUCAAAAGAGAGAAAGCAAAGAAGUCAUACAGUUGGGUGUUCUGAUUAUCAUCAAAGAUUCAAAUGAUAAUCCUCCACGAUUUUCCCAAGAUUUGUAUGAAAUCCGUGUCAAUGAAUCAACUUUGCAAGGCUUUGAUUUGAUUCGUCUGCAAGUCACAGAUGCGGACAGAAGUGAGGAGAACAACAACUUCACACUUCGAAUAGUCUCGGUUGAUCCCAAACCACAUGACUUGGAGUUCUACUUGAAGGAGGUUCGGACCAUUGGGUUUAAAGGAUGUUUGGACUAUGAGAAAGCAAAUAAAUAUACCAUUACAGUGGAAGCCAAAGACAGUGGAAAUCCAAAGCCUCUUUCCAGCACAUGUAAGGUCAUAAUCAACAUUGAAGAUGGAAACAACAACCUUCCUGUGAUUACAAAACAAACGAACUCAAGGAAAGUGAAGGAAGGGGAGAAAGAUGUCCUUGUUUCACGUCUACAAGUUAAAGAUGAAGAUUCUAAAGGUACCAAAGCCUGGAAGGCAAAAUACCACAUCCAUGGAGACACCGAUAACAACUUCAGAAUCACUACUGACCCAGACACAAAUGAGGGACUGUUGUUUGUGCAAAAGCCUUUGGACUACGAAGACGAGCCAGUGAAGAACUUAACAAUCACUGUAGAAAAUGAGAUCCCAUAUUUCUCAUGCAAAGUGGUGGAAAAAAGAAGUGGUAGUCUUUGGAAAACAGAAGUUAUUACUCAGACCUCCUACACUGGGGCUACCUAUGAAAGUGAUACAAACAAACAACAACAUUCACACAGCUUCAGAGUAACAGUGGAUGUCGAGGACAUAAACGAACCCCCAGUCUUUGGGAAACAAGAAAAAGAGAUUUCUAUGAGUGAGAACGAUCGGGUUGGGAAGUAUCUGGAGACCUUUACGGCUAUAGAUCGUGAUGUUACAAGCUCAAAGGAAAUUCGAUACCUUAAAGGGAAGGAUCCAGCUAACUGGGUUACAGUGGACCCCAUCAGUGGAACCCUAAAAACAUUAAGCAACUUAGACCGGGAAUCCCCUUUUGUUACAAAUGGUGUCUAUGUAGUCACAAUAUGUGCAGUUGAUGAUGGUGAACCCCCACAGACAAGCACUGCAACCCUCAGCAUCUACAUAACAGAUGAGAAUGACAAUCUUCCAUACCUGGCUGUAAACCGAAUUGACAUGUGUCUUUCUGAUAAACCCUCAUUGAGCAACAUCACAGCUUUGGACUUGGAUGGGGAUCCCUACAGUGGGCCUUUCGGGUUCAAUCUUCUUGGAGAUGUAAAAGACAAGUGGAGAGUCGAACCUGAGUUAGGAUAUUCUGUAAAUCUAGUGAAAGAAGGCAAUGUUCAUUCCGGAUUCUACAAUUUGCUGCUGGAAGUGUCUGAUGUUCAAGGAAAGGCGGCUGUUCACAACCUGACAGUAACUGUGUGUGACUGUUUGAACCCCAAAAACCCAAACUGUAUGACACGAAAAGCUACUACAUUCACAAUAAGGCGGGGGUUCCUGGCAAUUUUUCUUUUCUCCAUGGUGCUAUUUGCAGGGAUCCUUCUUUUUUCUUUUGUCAUAUCAUGCAAGAAAGAGAAGGUGCCAUUUCCUUUUGAGUUUUCUGAACAACUAUUGAUGCCCAGUAACACUGAAGAACCUGGAACUGACUGCAUGGUGACUCUGCCACCACGACUGAAAUGUGGAAAAACAGAACAAACUGCAGUGAAAUCUCAAGAUCAAACUGUGUUGAUGAAACAAGCAAGUGUGGUGAACUGCAGUGCCAUGGCAACAACUGCAGUAAAUUCUGGAAGCUCAGAGAAGUCUUCAGAGUUCCAAAGUCAGACACCUUGUCUUCGAUCAAUUCGAAGACCCAGUCUCCAAAUUGAAAGAGCAGCACCAAACCUUGUGUUGUUACAUCACCAGAGGAAACCAUCCAUUGAUGGGUCUGUACACCAGCAGAGAAAAAAUUCCAAAUCUGUAGCUUUUACAGGAUGUCAUCAAAAGGGUUUUCUGGGUCAAAAUGUCCUUUAUCAAGAAAUUGUGUUGAAAAAGGCCCUAAUGACGAUGACGGCUAAUCAAAAGGCAUCAGGAGAAGAACUCUGUGAUUAUGAACCUCAUGUGUACACCGAGGAGGGAGACUCGGAGCACAACUAUGACCUUGAUGUCAUCUCCAUCACUGAAGACUCCUCUGACACUGACUGGGACUUGGAUUCACGGUUCAGUACUCUGGCUUCCAUAUGUAUGCCUAGCAGCAUCACUGGUACAAAAACAUUCAACGGCAACGCUGAUCACUAGAGGGCAGUAAUUCCUCACAUCUAUUGGGUUGUUGGGACAAAAAAGGGACAAUAGGACCACUUUUUUUAAUGUUUAUAAAUGGAUAUUGAGAGGAUGCUGUCCCUAAAAACCCUCACUGAAUUAAAAUGUUCUGUAUUUUGC
Molecule: messenger RNA, 2858 nt
Organism: Oryzias melastigma (Indian medaka)
Lineage: Eukaryota; Metazoa; Chordata; Actinopteri; Beloniformes; Adrianichthyidae
Product: cadherin-like protein 26
Exons: 17
Coding region: 120-2717 (865 amino acids)
Biological process (GO): cell morphogenesis; multicellular organism development; homophilic cell-cell adhesion
Cellular component (GO): adherens junction; catenin complex; plasma membrane
Molecular function (GO): calcium ion binding; cadherin binding
Source: RefSeq, a predicted model, not a curated record